ACAGGAAAGGAUGCAGUGGAUGAGCAACUGGACGCUGGCUAACGUUAGACCUAAAAACAGGAAGGGGGUAAUAUUGUUGCAUUCUAAGUUAUGGAGCUAAGACGGACAAACCCCGCGUGCAAUUGUGUUUUACUAUGUGGAAUAACGUUAUGUCUUAUUUUCGGUAAGUAGUACUCUAGCUAAGCUGAUAACAAUAUGAUUGCUAUAGUUGGUAGCUAGCUAGUUAGUGAGCUAUCCAGUACAGUAGUUUGCAUGCUAGAUAACUGCGAACAUAAUAUGCAUUAGUUAGCUGGCUACUGUACCUAGCUAAACGGCGAUAAUAGUUAGCUUUAGUGCGUGACUUGGUACGAUAGUCGUAUUUCAAAUUAAGGCGUGUGAUGCAGAUAGUAACUAGAGUACCUGCUAGCUGGUUAGGGUCUGAUUAGCUUAGCUUGUUAACUAGGUAGCUAGUUGGCAAAAUACCAAAGAAUAUCUCAAAAUACACAGACGCGAGGUUGACAUAAUGACCUCUAAAUCUAUUGUUUUGGCAUGAUAAGUAAGAAUUUACCUAUUAUUUACUAAAUAUGAUGGAUUCAUAGUACAGCAAGUUAAAAAUAUUUAACUUAGCUUAUGUCAUUUUUAGCAAAUAUAUUUAUAACUAAGAUAGUUCAUUAGUUUAUUUGGCAAUGGGAACAAAUUAAGUAUAGUGUGCGGAACAAGGAAGGAGGUGGGCAGAGCCAUGCACCAACUAGCGAGAUCCUAUUGGCCCGUUCUAGCAUGUAUUUGCAUAUUUCUGUUAGGGAGUAUGUGUGUGUGCAAUAUCUACAUUUGCACUUGAACUCCUUUUAAACAAUGCAAUUUUUAGAAACUUGGCCAAAUGGUCAAGUCUACAAAACUUUGUGCACCAGUGUUGGGGCUAUACCAGUAUCGCAAUGUUUUUUCCAUGGCAAAAAUUAAAACACGAGGCAGACCGACUCUUUGGUUCUUUAAAAACCUGCUGUAUGUAAAAUAUUGUGUGCUAUAGCUUCGAAAAUAAAUGAAUGUGAUUCUGGAUGACAACAUAAUGAUGUUUGCUUCUAACACUAGGGCUGUUUUCCUAAAUAAAUUAAAUCCACUUCGUGCUUUGUUUCCUUGCCACGAUACUAACGAGUAUCGCGAUACUGGGAUCGUCCGUCCCUAAUUGAGCUCAAGAUUUUCUUCAAUGAGAAAAUCUGCAAAAUGUCGGCCCAGUUCCAUCUCGCUCCAUACUCGGACACUGGGCUUCCUCUCCUCGCCAUAUUUGGUGGGGAGUGGAAAUUCCAACCGGAUGCUUUAGAUUUAUACAUCCGGUGAAACAUCUGGCUCCUUGUUCUAUCUGGUUUUUUUUUGUUAAAAUGUCAGCCAUGGUUAUUUUAUCGCAUGAUUUGUGGUCUACUGCACUUUUGAGAUGCCAUAUCAUAUCGCUUCCAAUGGACUUGGUUUCCAUUUGUGUGUUGCUUGCGCAAAGUCUGUGUUGGGUUGAAAUUCAAAGGCUUGCAGGGGAAGUGUCCAGCUGUUUUAUUAUUGCAUUCUGCUCUGUCAGCAUGUUUUUGUCACUGCAUGCCUUCCUCUCUGACCUGGCUCUCUCUAAAUGGAGAAGAUGUUGCCAAAUAUGUACAGAAAUCUGUUGAACAACUCGCUGUAUAAGCUUUAAGCUAUGCGAAACUAGUUAACACAGAUUUGUGUUGUCACAAUACCAGUAUCGCAAUACUAUGAUACCAGAUUUCCUUUGGCAAAAAACCCAGAAGCAGACUUAACUCUAUGGUCCUUUUUAAAACCUACUCUUGUAAAAUAUUGCGUGCUAUAGCUUGCAAAAUAAACAAAUGUGACUCUGGGUGACAACAUAAGGCUAUUAUUUUUCAACAUUAGGACUGUUUUCCUUCAGGUUUUGUUUCCUUUGCUUCCUUACUUUCUUGAAUCGCGAUACUGGUAUCGUGACUACACUAACACAGAUUAUGUUGUAAGAACACAGAAGCGAAUGUCUCUAUAUCCGCUUUUCCGAUAGCUGGAAAUGACUUAGGCCUAGUCCCUAUUUAGAAGCCGAGAGUGGAAGACUUACACUCUCGUCUCUAGCAUUGUAGCCUCAACAUUUCCGAACAGUCCCAUUACAAGUCAGAUUGUUGAAUAAACUUCAUUUGGAUUGACUUUAACUGUUGUCUGCUGAUUUUGUCUUUGUCGGAGGUAAUCUGAGACAAAAUAUCCACAGGGAAGUGUUAUUAGCCCGACUUUCAGUACGCUGGUCUGUAUAUGGUUCUGUCAGUUUAUAUUUUCAAUACUGGCGCAAUUCACAGGGGACGUAAACACUUGCAAAAUAUGUAAACAAUGGCUGACAGUAGCCAAACCACAAACCGAACGUUGCAGUGAGAUGCAAGCACUUCUAGCUGAUUGCGAGGAAACGUGCUUCGGUCGACAACAUUUGGCUAUUGUUUACAUAUUAUGCAUCACGUGCAAUGCGUCGAGAUUGAAAAUACAAGCCGAUAGAGCCAUAUACAGACCGGCGCCCCAAAAAGUCAGGUUAAUAAUACUUUCUUGUGGACAUUUUAUCUUCACUUACUACUGUCAAAAUGACCAACAGCACGGACAACCGGUAAAGUAAGUUGAAAUAUAAUUGUAUUCAACAUUCUGGCUUGAGACUCAUGUGACUUCUUUCAGACUGAAUAGCCAUUGGGUAACCAUGGUAAAAGUCUGAUGUAUUAGGUAAACUUAGGCCUAGCAGCUAUAAAGCAUCAAAGCUUUGAUGUAUACAUUUAAGUGCCUAUAGAGCCCCAAUCCCUCCCAGCUUCUCAACGUUGAAUACAUUAAGAAAGAAACUGAAUGAUGGUUCUUUAUCAACAGGUCUAAAUCUAACAUUGGCCAUAGAGUUGUACACCCCGGCGGAAGUGCUGGUUGAGAAUGGCACCACGGGGAUCCUCAAAUGUUCCUUCAAGUCCAGGGAAGUGAUCAGCAGUGCAGCCACAGUCACCUGGUCGUUUCGCCCGGCGGGAUCCGACGCCGGACACGCCGUUUCCGUGAGUCCUUUCUUUUUCUGAGGUCCAUGAAACUCCCAUGAGCUUUCUCUCAGAACUUCCACCGAGGGGUGUUCUAGCACAACAUGUUUCCUGGUAUUAUUUAGGCCCACUGCCACAGAAAAGAGUGAGGGAGUGUGCGUGUGUUUGUGAGUGGUCCAAUGAAAGGAAAGGAGCCUGAGGAGGGUUGUGUUAUGUUCUAGGCCACUUCUUCCUGACCACCUGCCUCCUUCCCUUUCAUGUUUCUCCAAACUUAAGCUUUGAAUUCAAUGCUCCUUCCCUCCUCUGGUUCAGUGCAAUAUAUAUAUAUAGAUAGUGUGUUAUUAUAGGUAGGAAGCUAGAAAGGAACUGGGUCGUGUUCAUUAGGCACCAAACGGGCUACCUGGACUUGUCCAAUAGGAAACUAAAUGUUUUGUUUCCUGUUGCAAAAUAAAAAUAUUUCGUGGCCAAAUGAACAUGACCCACAAUUCAAUGAGGCAGUAACAUUGACCUGUUUAUGUGGGAAAAGUGUUGAGCCUGACAGAGCAGUUUCUUAAGUUAAAUACAUUUUUGCAAUGCUGGGAUUUGUAUGGUAAUGGUAGGAACUAGUCCCCGUAUUCCCAUUUCCCUCCCCUAGAGAUCUAGCAAGCUGGCUCAUCUUGCCCGUAAUGAUGUGCUUGUAUCCGGCCUUGUAACAGAGUGUAGUUGGAGAGGGAGUCACCAACACCCACACUAAUCCACACAGCUAUAUGUCCACUCUCAUCUUUUAAACAAAAUGACUAUUGAGGAUAUCUGUCUGUCAUGUAAAUGCUAAACAAAUUGCCCAAUCAGUUUGGUACAGUAGCAGAUACGAACAUAACACACAGUAUCAGGGUAAGAUUUGCAGUUUUGCUGUUGCUUGGCAAAAGUGCCCAGUCAUGUAGGUAAGCCAUAAGCAUCCCAACGGUUAAACCUGUUUGCUUGUCUUUCCCAUUUCCUGUUAUGAGUCCUUAGUCAUUGGCUAUGUCCCAAAUGGAAACAUAUUCCCUAUAUAGCCUAGUGUACUAAUUUUGACCAGAGCCCCAUGGGCAUGCUCAGACGUAGUGCACUAUAAAGGGAAUAGGGUGUCAAAUGGGAUGCCGCCAUUGUGUGCAAUUCUUGCACUAUCUAUUUUCUCUUCAGUCAUUCUUUAUAUCAACAUUAUUUUUUCCGAUGUCUUUUUUUAGAUUUUCUAUUACACUUCUGGGAAGCACUACCCAGGGAGCGUGGCUCAAUUCAAAGACAGGGUGAAAUGGGCGGGAGACCUGAACAAAAAAGAUGCCUCAGUCCAUUUAAUCGAGGCGCAGUUCAACGACAACGGCACCUACUCGUGUGCCGUUAUUAACCCGCCCGACAUAUCUGGCACCGCCGCUCAGACACAGCUCAAGGUUGUUAUCAAAGGUAAACUUGCAAAUAGAUUCACAACAGUACAGCAAAACUCAAUUCACUUUUCAAUAGGACCUGACCAAUAUCUCUCACAUUGAAGGAUGACUUGGAAUAAAACAGCCAGAAAAUACAUUUCACCUAACAAACUAACGGAGGGAUUAACAACGUCUUACUAACCAGGGGUUGAGAAACACUCGUACAAGAGAUUCACAAUUUUAACACUAACACUGAUUUAACGUCUCAAACAUUGAACUGGUAGUAUUAGGCCCUAUAAAAUCUGUAUAAUUUGUUUAGCCUAAUUCAAUUUUCACUGAUGUAUUAUGAUAUACUUCAUUUCAUUGAUUCCCUACUAAGUUAAAUAAUUUUUUACAAUAUUGUAUAAGGCCCUAGUAGUAUUUGCACAGCUGUGACUUUGUAACAUAAUUGUAAUGUUGUAUGAUGAUGUUUCGAUGCUUACGUUGUCUUGUUUUGCAGAGUCUCUCCCUCAAGACAACACGGCUGUCAUAGUGGGCGCCGUGUGCGUCAUCGGGCUUAUCCUCAUCGCUGUGGUUACCUGCCUGAUCAUUAAGAGGUAUCAAACCAGCCAUGAAUACGAAGGGUAAGGCAUUCUCCCUUGAAUUACCAUCAAGGUAGUAGAUAGCUUUAAUAGUACUUUAAUAACUUGACUUUGGUCAGUAUCAAUCAUUACACCUGACCAUCAGUAUCUGUAGAGUAUUUUAGGAGGUAUCUAAAAAUGAAAUAUUUGAUCAAACAAAAGAAAUCACACAGAGGAGUCUUUUAUCCUGGUGAUAUACGCUGAGUAUACCUAACAUUAGGAACACCUUCCUAAUAUUGAGUUGCACCCCCCCCUUUGCCCUCAGAACAGCCUCAAUUUGUCAGGGCAUGUACUCUACAUGGUGUCAAAAGCAUUCCACAGGGAUGCUGGCCCAUGUUGACUCCAAUGCUUCCUACAGUUGUGUCAAGUUGGCUGGAUUUCCUUUGGGUGGUGGGUGGCGUGAAAAACCCAGUAGUGUUGCAGUUCUUGACACAAACCUGUGCGCCUGGCACCUACUACCAUACACCUUUAAAAUGCACUUCAAUCUUUUCUUGCCCAUUCACCCUCUGAAUGGCACACAUACACAAUCCAUGUCUCCAUUGUCUCAAGGCUUAGAAAUCCUUCUUUAACCUGUCUCCUCCCCUUCAUCUACACUGAUUUGAAGUGGAUUUAACAAGUGACAUCAAUAAGAGAUCAUAGCUUUCACCUGGAUUCCCCUGGUCAGUCUAUGUCAUGGAAAGAACAGGUGCUCUUAAUGUUUUCUAUACUCAGUGUAAUUUCCAAUUGUGUGCGACGACUGCUCUACUGUCAAACCGUUACUGCAUGCGGUCAAUGGUUCUUGACAAGGUCAAUCAAAAGGAACUUCAUCUCUGCAGAAAUUACGCAUCAGAUGUUCAUAGCUGUCUUUUUUUCUGAAAGCGCCCCUUGCAGUGAUUGGAGGUCUACUUUCAAAAUGAUGUUUUAAUGGACUGUUUGGUUGUGGGGCCUGCCUGAAUAUCUCUUCUUCUCUCUCCUUCCCAACCUCGCCCCUGGCGUGUUUCUGGGUCACGCACACACACACACACGUUCUUAGUCAGCAGAUCUUAACACUUAGCCCUAACUCCGCUGCAUGGGAUAUGGGGGUUGGGUUACGGUGGAUUGUCGCUUAUGCCCUCUCUCUUGGAAUAAUACAGUAACACGUUUGUGAUUAAAAGUGUGUCUGUGUCCGAAAUAACCUUAAAUGAAAACUCAGUCGAUAGACGCGGCUGGACUUUCCAGUGUGUCUGUGUGCUGACUACGUGGGGUUAGAUUGUACCAGCAGUACUUGUAAAUGCCCUAUAACCAUGAAGUACUUACUGACCUAGUAGGUGUCAGAUCUGCUUAGCUCAAAUGGGUGCUCCUGGUUUACCAUGAGAGAUGUGAGUAGAGGAAGUCACGCUAGUUCUGACUAGAAGGUGUUUAGAGGGUAGGCUAAAUGCUAAUUGUAGACAUUUCCCUCUUUUCUACCUGAAUCACAAGAUGGUUUCAAGGUUUUUUCAUGACUUAGGUCUAAUAUAAAGCAUUAGUUGACGCACACCCAAAUAAGUAGGGGAGGUGUUGACUAACGGAAUAGUAAGUCGCAGGAAUGGGCAAUUGGCGGAGGCUCCCCUUUUGUAGGCCUGCGAAUCAAUUUCCCCCCAACACAGGAGGGGUCUCAACAAUGUUGAGAGUUAGAAUAGUAGAAUACACAAGGUGCAAUUUCGUCACUUGCAGUCACUGGCAGUCACUCAAUUAGCCCAUGUCGACUAAUAUUUUUAAGAUGGGUAAGUUUGUCUUGCCAGAUAUCAUAUUAAAAACUGCAAACAUUUUCUCUACUCCCCAUGGCAAAAUGUGUAGAAUUGCAAAAAUGCCCCCAAAAUGCUAGGGCCAGCUAUGACUGCAUGUAUGUAUGAAUGUGGGUACGCAGACCCGCGAGCCACUACGGCCCCUCAUGAUGAGUUCAGAUUUUGUGGCCCCCACCGCCAUCAAAGUUGCCCAUCCCUGAUUGUAAUGGGUAUACAGUAAAACACCAAUGUGUACGACUUUCAAUUUUUUUUUUCUCAUGAAAUUAUCUAGGUUAAAAUAAUUUUGUUUGGGUGGAUAUCACAUUAGAUUUAAAUAGAUACUUUUUUAACACUGCGAUUAAAACUAUGCAUCUAGACUCAAUUCGGAAUGUUUUUUUAAUUAGCCUAUCAUCCAAAUCUACCAUAAUUAUUGACAAAAAUGUAGAAAGAUGAGAGAUAUCCUGUCUGUCAGUGCCCACAGUGGAGGAUAAAAAGCGCAUCGUUAAGCUUGGCUUGUCAUCUAACGUUCAUGUUGUUGUCUGUCACUCACAUGUUACUCAUCCACUACUAACCACUAAUUCCUCCCUCUUCUGUCUCACUGUCAUGUGGCUCUCCUGUUUCCUCUAACACUACCUUCUGAACAACAUACACAUGUUCUUCAAGUCUCACAAAAAGCUAAAUGCUAACAGAGUUUCAAGAUUACCUUUUAGUCAUUUAGCUUACAGGAGCAAUUAGGCCUUGCUCAAGGGCACAACUACAGAUUUUUCACCUUGUAGGCUCGGGGAUUCGAACCAGCGACCUUUUGGUUAUUAGCCCAACGCUCUAACCGCUAGACUACUUGCCACCUCAGAUUCAUUUCUAUCACAUUUUUUAAAUGUAUAAAUUAUAUUUCAUAUUUUAAAUCAAAUGCAUAUAGUUUUUCUAUAGUUUAUCCUACUUUGAGACACUUAAUACAUCCCCUGGUUAGAUGUGAGCCGAGAGAUCUUGUAGAGAGUGAACAAACUGACCUUAUUAUUCAAAAUGGAGGAUAUACAGUGGGGAGAACAAGUAUUUGAUACACUGCCGAUUUUGCAGGUUUUCCUACUUACAAAGCAUGUAGAGGUCUGUAAUUUUUAUCAUAGGUACACUUCAACUGUGAGAGACGGAAUCUAAAACAAAAAUCCAGAAAAUCACAUUGUAUGAUUUUUAAGUAAUUCAUUUGCAUUUUAUUGCAUGACAUAAGUAUUUGAUACAUCAGAAAAGCAGAACUUAAUAUUUGGUACAGAAACCUUUGUUUGCAAUUACAGAGAUCAUACGUUUCCUGUAGGUCUUGACCAGGUUUGCACACACUGCAGCAGGGAUUUUGGCCCACUCCUCCAUACAGACCUUCUCCAGAUCCUUCAGGUUUCGGGGCUGUCGCUGGGCAAUACAGACUUUCCGCUCUUUCCAAAGAUUUUCUGUUGGGUUCAGGUCUGGAGACUGGCUAGGCCACUCCAGGACCUUGAGAUGCUUCUUACGGAGCCACUCCUUAGUUGCCCUGGCUGUGUGUUUCGGGUCAUUGUCAUGCUGGAAGACCCAGCCACGACCCAUCUUCAAUGCUCUUACUGAGGGAAGGAGGUUGUUGGCCAAGAUCUCGCGAUACAAGGCCCCAUCCAUCCUCCCCUCAAUACGGUGCAGUCGUCCUGUCCCCUUUGCAGAAAAGCAUCCCCAAAGAAUGAUGUUUCCACCUCCAUGCUUCACGGUUGGGAUGGUGUUCUUGGGGUUGUACUCAUCCUUCUUCUUCCUUCAAACACGGCGAGUGAAGUUUAGACCAAAAAGCUCUAUUUUUGUCUCAUCAGACCACAUGACCUUCUCCCAUUCCUCCUCUGGAUCAUCCAGAUGGUCAUUGGCAAACUUCAGACGGGCCUGGACAUGCGCUGGCUUGAACAGGGGGACCUUGCGUGCGCUGCAGGAUUUUUAUCCACGACGGCGUAGUGUGUUACUAAUGGUUUUCUUUGAGACUGUGAUCCCAGGUCUCUUCAGGUCAUUGACCAGGUCCUGCCGUGAUGUUCUGGGCUGAUCCCUCACCUUCCUCAUGAUCAUUGAUGCCCCACGAGGUGAGAUCUUGCAUGGAGCCCCAGACCGAGGGUGAUUGCCCGUCAUCUUGAACUUCUUCCAUUUUCUAAUAAUUGCGCCAACAGUUGUUGCCUUCUCACCAAGCUGCUUGCCUAUUGUACUGUAGCCCAUCCUAGCCUUGUGCAGGUCUACAAUUUUAUCCCUGAUGUCCUUACACAGCUCUCUGGUCUUGGCCAUUGUGGAGAGGUUGGAGUCUGUUUGAUUGAGUGUGUGGACAGGUGUCUUUUAUACAGGUAACGAGUUCAAACAGGUGCAGUUAGUACAGGUAAUGAGUGGAGAACAGGAGGGCUUCUUAUAGAAAAACUAACAGGUCUGUGGGAGCCGGAAUUCUUACUGGUUGGUAGGUGAUCAAAUACUUAUGUCAUGCAAUAAAAUGCAAAUUAAUUACUUAAAAAUCAUACAAUGUGAUUUUCAGGAUUUCUGUUUUAGAUUCCGUCUCACACAGUUGAAGUGUACCUAUGAUAAAAAUUACAGACCUCUACAUGCUUUGUAAGUAGGAAAACCUGCAAAAUCGGCAGUGUAUCAAAUACUUGUUCUCCCCACUGUAUGUGCAUCCCAAAUGGCACCCUAUUUCCUAUAUUGUGUGCACUACUAUUGACCAGGGCCUAUAGGGCUCUUGUCAAAAGUAGUGCACUAUGUAGGGAAUAGGGUGCCAUUUGGGACACAUACAUGGUGUGUGUGUGUGUGUUGAUUCGGAGGAGUGCCAUGUUUGCUCUUCAGUGUUUAGUGGACCACUGACUGACAUUGGUAUGAUCUGAAUGUACACAACACUAAUCGCUCAAGUGGGUGACCACAUCUUUGGGGUGGGGAAUGUUGUUUUUCUCUAAUCCACUUCUUUAUUUAUUCUCUUACUUAUUGACCAAUUGAUUGUAGUAUAGGCUAUUAGGUAAACUAAUUGGUUUUUAAGUCAGUUUUAUUAUUUAUUUUUUUGAUGCUUUUUCUUAGUUAAUCAGUUAAUGUCUUCCAUAGGAUAAAAUACUAUCUUUAUUUGAAUUUGCGCCUUGUGCCCAUACAAAUGCAUGCCUUGUUAAUCUUCCAGUACAGUGUCUCUACCCAAUGAAUGUCACUCCUGCCAAGCUCUCCUCCCAACCACUAGGAGCAGUCAUUUAGAAAUGUGCCGCAUAACCCAUGCAGAAUCUGCCCAUCUCUGAUUUGCAUUUUUGUCCCAUAAGUCUUCUCCUGUGUGUGUGUGUCUGUGUCUGUCCAUGUCGACAAUUUCUCUGUGCGCCAAUGCUUCCCGAACUGCACAAAACAAACCUUCUCCUCUGAUUUGCAAACCCCUCGCACGGCGCAAAAACUAGCUGCACCUCAGUGGAGAGUGUGAGCUCCCACGCCACACCCAUGGGAGGGAAGAAACCAGAGUCCAGCUUGGAGGGCUCCAGGUGUAGCAGCCCCUCCGCCCCGGUCCAGGUAGGAGCUACAGUGAGUGACUCAAACCGACCAUCCACACCCACCGUCGCCCAGGAGACACAUACAGGGUGGAGAGGGAUACACUAACUAACUAGAGCUGAGAUGCACUACAUUUUACAUUUACAUUUUAGUAAUUUAGCAGACGCUCUUAUCCAGUGUGACUUACAGUUAGUGCAUUCAUCUUAAGAUAGCUAGGUGGGACAACCACAUACUACAGGCAUAGUAAGUAUCGAAAGAGCUUGGACUAGGAGCUGCCCUCCCGUCGGGGUGGGAGGUCCUAGAGACCAGAGGUGGCAGAAGGGAGUGCUCAGGUUGGGGUGUAGGGUUUGAGCAUAGCCUGAAGGUAGGGAGAGGCAGUUCAUCUUGCUGCUCUGUAGGCAAGCACCAUGGUCUUGUAGUGGAUGCGAGCUUUGACUGGAAGCCAGUGGAGUGUGCGGAGGAGUGGGGUGACAUGGGAGUACUUGGGAAGGUUGAAAACCAGGCGGGCUGCAGCGUUCUGGAUAAGUUGCAGGGGUUGGAUGGCACAAGCGGGGAGCCCAGCCAACAGCUAAUUGUUGUAGUCCAGACGGGAAAUGACAAGUGCCUGGAUUAGGACCUACGCCGCUUCCUGUGUGAGGUACGGAUGUUGUAGAGCAUGAACCUGCAGGAGCGAGUCACUGCUUUGAUGUUUGCUAAGAACGACAGGGUGCUGUCCAGGGUCACUCCAAGGCUCUUUGCACUCUGGGAGGGUGACACUGUGGAGUUGUCAACCGUGAUGGAGAGGUCUUUGAGCGGGCAGGCCUUCCCAGGCAGGAAGAGCAGCUCCGUCUUGUCGAGCUUGAGGUGGUGGGCUGACAUUCAAGCUGAGAUAUCUGCCAGGCACGCAGAGAUAUGUGUCGCCACCUGGGUGUCAGAAGGGGGGAAGGAGAAAUGUAGUUGAGUGUCAUCCGCAUAGCAAUGAUAGGAGAGACCAUGUGAGGAUAUGACGGUGCGGAGUGACUUGGUGUAUAGAGAGAAGAGGAGAGGGACUAGAACCGAGCCCUGGGGGACACCAGUAGUGAGAGUAUGUGGAGCAGACACAGAUCCUCUCCACGUCACCUGGUAGGAGCGGCCUGCCAGGUAGGAUGCAAUCCAAGAGUGUGCAGAGCCUGAGAUGCCCAGCCCUGAGAGGGUGGAGAGGAGGAUCUAAUGGUUUGCAGUGUCGAAGGCAGUGGAGAGACCUAGAAGGAUGAGAACAGAGGAGAGAGAGUCAGCUUUGGCAGUGCGGAGAGCCUCUGUGAAACAGAGAAGAGCAGUCUCUGUUGAGUGAUCCAUCUUGAAGCCUGACUGGUUAGGGUCAAGAAGAUCGUUCUGAGAGAGUUGAUCAGAAACGGCACGCUCAUGUGUUUUGGAAAGAAAAGAAAGAAGGGAUACAGGUCUAUAGUUUUUGAUGUAUGAUGAGUCGAGUGUUGGUUUCUUGAGGAGGGGAGCGACUCGGGCCGUUUUGAAGUCAGAGGGGACGCAGCCAGUGGUCCGGGAUGAGUUGAUGAGGAAUGGGAGAAGGUCUCCAGAGAUCGUCUGGAGAAGGGGGGAGGGAAUGGGGUCGAGUGGGCAGGUUCUCUGGCGGCCAGACCUCACUAGUCGCAGGAUUUCAUCUGCACUACAGCAUUACCCUCGCUCAGAUCUAUUUGUGCUCUUGCCAACUCUAUUGCUGUCAGUCAAGCCAACAUUUGGCUACUACAGCAUAGGGUUUCAAGCUGAUCUCCUUGAUGGCUUCUGUGUCAGCUUGUCAAUGUUCUUUAGUUUUUCAUCCAUCUGAUUUCAGACCUGGAAAACCAGGGUCGUGUUAAGUACGGGAACAUUGUAACAAAAUGUUGACUAUUCUACCUACUGAACAUGACCCAGGUGGACACACUCCCUAACCAAUCACUGGUAUUAAAUUUGUCAUUUGUUUUCAGACCUCAGAAAGUAGUCUAAUGUCGAGAUGAGUGCACGUCCCAGGCCAUCUGUUGUGUAGGUCCAGCUAUAUGCCACAAACUAAAAUCAAUGGAAGAUAUAAGCGCCAUGAAAGUUCCAGAUUUGCAGUGCUUAUCUUUCCCAUUCAUUUGGUGUUGAAGCAUAGCUGGAUUCACACAACCGUUGGCAUGAGACGUGGACUAGGGCUGGGCGAUAUGGACAAAAUAUAAUAUCCCAGUAUUUUUUUUAAUGUUGACGGUAUUUGCUUUAUGAGUAGUGUGUGACCCUAGGGUGGCAACACAUACAUUCUAAGUUAAUUCAAUGGGUCUUUCUCCAUUCUGAUUUGUUUUAUACAGUUCAAUUCAUCUUCAACCAAAAACAAUUUAUCAAUUUCUGCAUUUCCUGCACUCAUUUGAGGUCAUUUCCAUGCUGCCAUGUAGGGCUGCAUGAUAUGGGCAAACAAUCUAGGCCUUAUUCUUAACCAAAUGUUGCAAUUGCGGUUUGAGCAAAACACAUUACAUUUUUACAUUUACGUCAUUUAGCAGACGCUCUUAUCCAGAGCGACUUACAGUUAGUGAGUGCAUACAUUAUUUUUUUAUUUUUCAUACUGCCCCCCCCCCCCGUGGGAAUCGAACCCACAACCCUGGUGUUGCAAACGCCAUGCUCUACCAACUGAGCUACAUCCCUGAGUGAACUGUUGGAAUCAUGGAAAUGGAAUGAUUAUUGUAAUUCUAUAGUUAGAAUAUAAUAGUGCCACUUUGAAUACAGUGUUGUUUGACAUGACACCGAAUGAAAAUGACAGGGAGUAGUUAUUGUGAUAGGGUAGGAACUAAAGUGUUUCCUAGGGGACCAUAUAAUCUUUGACAACAUUGAAUGUUUUCUCUUAGCUACUUCAUGUAGCUAACAUUCACGUAUUCCUCUUUGAUUUAGAAGAUACUGUUGCACAAACAACAUGCUGAUUUAGGUCUACACCAUCACUGGUAUUAUCAGGCUGUAUCGCUAGUUACGUUUGCUCUAUCUCAGUACAUUUAUUAGCUAGCUUGCUAACUAGCGAUUAGCGUUAGCGGCUAACACGAUUUAGGCCAAUUUGCUAAGAAAAGACUAACUAGCCGUUUGCAUAUGUGUUAGAAAUUGCGUAAUUCAAAUCUGGUAUUGGAAUAAGAAUCAAGAGAUCUUCAAUCCAAGCUAAAUUUAUUAUAUGCUAAAUGUAUGUAUGAUAAGUAUGAAGGUUCGUAUAUACGGGUCCACUGAAAUACCUCGCAGGGCACUCAGAGAACUGAAUCCAUUGUUACCGGUUCUUCCUCAAAUACUCUGACAGAGAGAGAGAGAGUUCCCACCUCUCUGCUGACCAAUCAGAGUAGACUGAGCGUGGUUUAGACUUACUCAGCCAAUCCGUUGGCGCACGGGUUGGUCCCAACCCCUCGGCGCUCCAUUUGUUGCACACUGUUGCCAGGCAUAAGUUUAUCAUAACAACCUGUGGAGUUAGCACUUUUUUUGCAGUACCCAUGUCCUUGGAAUGUUCACAGAUCACAAAGAAGCAGUGUUCAUAUCUGUGAGAAAUACAAGUCUUAUCUAUAAGAAAUACAAGUUUUAUCUCAUCCUAGCCCCUAACGUUCCUCACAUGAAUCACAGCCUGUUAUGUGAAACAAUUUAUAUCAGUAUAGUUCAAACCUAUGCUCCUCUUUAAUGCAUUCCUUCUAAGCUAUUCAUCACUUCAAUCCAAUUAUUAGAAAAUAGAACCUCACAAUCCCCCUUUUCACACCCACUGGGUGUGAACCCAAAAUAAGAAAACACAGGGUGUCAGUCAUUAAAAUACAAUACAAACAAAAAUAAUCACACUUUUAUUAAGAGGCCAUAAUGAUACUAAAAAAUAAAAACCCUCAGUCCUUCCAUCUACACCCAACUUGCAAACGGUUGGCUACAAGUCACCCAGGAACUUCAAACCUUCACAUAAGGAAAGACAAACAUUCACAAUGGUUAACUUGAUUAAUAAAGCAUAAAACACAGGAUUAAUAGAACACAAAACAUAAGAUUAUUAAAACAUAAAACACCAACAGGGAAGUAAAUUUUGGCCCCCUUUAGACACCCUCUAGAGUGUCACUCCACCAAGCCUGGUUUCAUUCCUUAGGUCGGAGUCCGGGAUUGGGCCGUAUCUCACCAUCUGUUGGGAAACCACCUUCUCCAUCUCCUUUUCUCACCAACCCUCAGACACAGGAAAUAAGACAACAUCCACAAAGAACAAGUAUACCCAUAGAAGCUAUAACUUCACCCAGAAUAGUUACAACAAUAGUUUUCCAUUUACCAAAUAUGUUAUCAAACCAACCGUUUUAUGGAGCUAUCAAUACUAGAGUUCUCAGCCAGUUCGUUCGCCAGCGUGGUGAUGGUCACGGACCCGUCCGGUGCUGUAUUGUUUGGGUGUGAAAGUACAGCACAUAGAUCCAAACAGAACACAAACCCCGUCCCGCUCAGCCAAAAGCAUAUCUAAAGCUAUUCUAUUCUGCCAUGUCAUUAAGCUAGUUGCCGCUGUCUGCUCAGCUAAUCCCUUUAUUGCAUCACGAGUGUGGUUUAUAAAUCUUUAUAAUUUAUCCAAUCUACGUUUUUAUUUAUUGUUGACCACCAGAAAAGACUUGAUUCAAACCCAGCUGCGAUCUGAUUCCUAGCUUUAAAUUGUUCUGGAACCCCUCGAGGUACUCCUAUCCCAUCAAUAUAUAUAUAUCCUUUCAUCAAAGGAUCCCGGGAGGAGGUCCUACUUUCUACGUGACAACUCACCAGUCUCUGACACGUUUGAUUGUUUGCGCAUGUAGGUGAGUUCACAAUCUGUUAUCACCACACAACCAUCAGAUGUCAGCACGGGCCUGGUUUUGGUUCCUAAAAUCCUCUGGCUGCAACAAAGAGGAGAGAUUAGUCAUGGUCUCUUUUAGUUGUGACAUUCUCUGUGUGGGAGCAGGAGCUAAGAUGCCCUACCCUGUAUCCUAUCUUAUUAGUCCUAGAAAAACAAUAAGAAUCCCCUGUGACUUCAAACGGAGGCAACCCAGGUCGGGAUGACUUUGUUAUCGGGGGAAACAGAUAGUGCAAGUUACCAUAAGACUCCUUAACACAUUCCCAGGUGGCUUGAACAAUUUAAUAAUGGAGGAUAAACCUGACAGAGAGUCAAAGCCUGUCAAGGGGAACGGAGUAGUUGUUAACCUUGGUUUGGCCCCGGUCUCACUACCUCCCUCAGAGAGGUUUACUCUAUAGGGUGCCCCAGUUGAAGAGGAUAUCUCACUUGUUCAGGUCUGUAACCUGUUUUAGCCUAAUUCAGACUUUCAGACAGUACCUACCCUUAUAUGGAUCGCACUGCCAUUUCUGGUAAUUCCCUACUUUCACAAUACUACACCUGUCCCUAAACUGUGUAUGGAGAUUGACAUAUCCCCCCCCCCCCCCCCCCCCCCCCCCCCGCUUGGUAUGAGCAACUGCAUAGUCCCAGGAUGUACAUGGUGACAUACAUAUGGUGAUGUCCUUCCCUAAAGUCCCUAGUACUUCCCCUUUCCCUACGUCUAGCUGUCUCCUAUGCCUUCGUAGACUGUGCUCAGGUAUUAUUUUAUCAACUUGUGUUAGGUUAACUACUACUUCUGGCUGAUCAGGAGGGUCUGAGUGUGCUAGGAAUAUGGCCCCCACAAUCAGACAGCUACCUACCGUCAGGAGACCUGUGAAUCCCCACCCUUGCCCUGAGAACAUGUCAGACGCCAGAGGCCAACCCAUUGCUUUACCUUCUAUCGAACUCACACAGGGAUGAUCAGACAGGGUAAGGGAAUCUUCGUUAAGUAGCCAACCCCCGAGUCCUAGUGGUGAUCGGUUCUUUCUCCUAACUCUGUGUUUGUUCGUCAGGUGUAAUUGGGUUUACCUUUUUGCAGUGUGUGACAUGCACCCAGGUGGAUCUAAUAGGACUUGAUAGGGCCCUUCCCAACAGGCCUGCUUCCAGUUUUUCUUCUUUUAGGGACUGGAUCCACACCCAGUCUCCUGGUUAGAUAGUGGGUCACCUUCUCCUUUAGUUCACCUGUGGGGCACAAAACCUCUGACAUACGGGUGUGGUUAAUAAACUAUCUUCGCACAUACAUGUUCAGCUCUCAAUUUCUAAUCUUUUUUUUUAAAAGUAUUUUGUCAUCUCCUUCGUAUAUAUUUAUUAUUUAAUCCUACCAUCUCCUACCAUACCAUCCAUCCCCCAUUUGACACAUGAUUUGCCCAUGUGUCUAUUACCACCUACCUAAACAAUCACUUAGGUAAUAUUGGUAAUUCAUUAUCCAAUUGCCAUCCCUCCACUCUAUCUUCUGUUAUUUAAUGGUUCAAAUCAAAUAUACUAUUACCAAAUUAUAAUCUUCUUCACAAUUUUCACAGUACUAUAAAUUACCCUCAACUUAGUUUAUUUUACUAUCUUAAAGUCCUCCUCUCAUGCCUUUAGAAUUUACUAGUGUGGAUGAUUAAUUAACACCAGAAGGUUAAAACAGAGUUCAGAGGCAAUUGAAAUUAUUCAAUGAACUGUUCCAUCCCAUAGUAUAACCAACAUUACCAUUAUUCUAAUUAUUAAUUCUAAAUAUUUCAUAAAUGUUAGUUAUCCCAAGUGUUCAUUAAGUCCUACAGUUAUUAUCAAUUCAUUCUCAUAAGAAAUCAUAUAUACCCCAAAACCUAAAAAACUCCAUAAAAUUCACUGUGUGUGUUCCUCUAAGACCUAUCACCCUUGACCUGCUGAAAACCCCCCAAAAUUGAAACAACAAAGCUUAUAAACAUAAUACUAGGUGUGUUGUUUUUUGUUUGAAAAACCCAAUUUGAAAAACAACCACAAAUAGCCAGGCCUCACUUAAUUUGGUAGCUCACUUUUAUGACCUAAAUACUGCCUAACUGAGAUGAGCUAAUCUCUUUCUCCUGGUUAUAAUCUAAAGAUGGUAGUACACACAAAACAUGAUACAGAUAUCCCCAGUCUUAACCCAUCAAUAAUUGUUUGGAUCAAUCUAAUUCCUCAUAACUAAUCCAUAAAACCACUCAAAAUUCCUCGAGUAUACAAUGAUUAUUUAAUUGAUUACCCUAACUCUGCUACAUGUGAUCUCAUCUCAAAUGAUCCAUUAUCAAUUAUUUGUUCAACCCCCUAGGAAAAUCUGUCUCCCCUUCUAUUGUUCCUGUCCUCCCUGUAAAUGUCAUAUUUGAGUUUUUAGCCAAUACAAUCACGGUUACAUCAAAUGUUCCCUCAUUUAAUGGUAUUUUCUUCCUAAUAUAACUUCCCUAAAUGAGAUUAAAUCCCUUGCUUUUCCUCUACUAUCCUUCUAUCAUUACUGGAUCAAUGAUAAUAACUGUAAUAACUAUCCAUAAUAAUUGUAAUAACUAUUUCACAUUAAAUUGUGCCUUUUUUCUGAUAAUGUUAUAAUUGUAGCCUACUCCAUCACUUUAGUUUAAAAUAUAAGUUUGUUUUAUGUAACAAUUCCAGAACCCACCACAGGCUGGCGCUAUUCCCCCAUCUGCGAUUCUCUCAAAGUAAAUACUUUCUUUUCUCACAACCAGCCACGUCAUCACGCCACGUCAUCACCCCCCGUCUAGCCAGCCCUUCCGUCUCAAACACCCUAGUAGCAAAAAUAAAACACACUCUCUAACAGCGUUCUGCAUUUACCUCUAUCAUCGGGUUUAAGAACUAACGUAACAACAUUAACUAUUCUCUAUUGCUGUAGUAACGUCUUGUUUGGUUCAGUUUAUUUAUUACGGAGUGUCCAUAAUACUAUAAUAAUACAUAAUCGAAUUCCCCUCAUGCAUACAGAUUUCACCUUAUGCCAUUGAAAUGCAAAAUAAACCAUAAUAGUUCAAUGGAGCCCCCUAUUGGCUCUCCCCUACCUAUACAUUACUUCCAUAACCACAUUAGUUAUGGUCCGAUUAGCCAUUAAACCUUAUCACAUGAUCAAACAACGCCACAACCCUAAACUCAUAUGGGGCGGCAGGCAGCUUAGUGAUCAAUAGCGCCGCGCCAACAACCGAGAGGUCACCGGUUCCAAUCCCCGAGCCGACCAGGCGAAAAAUCUGCAGAUGUGCCCUCAAGCAAGGCACUCAACCCCAAUCGCUCCUGCAAGUCGCUCUGGACAAGAGCGUCUGCCAAAUUACAAAAAAUGCAAAUGUGAAUAUUCUCCACUUUCCCACCCAUGACGUACGUCUACGUUCGGGUGAGCAAGUUCAGAAUAUCCAUCGUCAGAAACCCCCAGGCACCUCUCAAAUAAUCACCCCGUGGUGUUCCCAGCCAACUCCCAGUCUUUCCUGGCUCCAAAAGCCACACUUUCGCUCUCUCCAGCCCCUCCCCUCGCAACUCUCUCUUCAGCUUUUGAGGAGCUGUGUUUCUUGUUAGUGUUUCCAAUAUUCUGUCGUUAUUUAAGGUACUUUAGUCUAUUUAUUUAAAUCAAAUCAUUCCCACCUAAAUAGUUAAAGUUGGUGCACGUUUAUAUUUAAACGAUAAACCGAAUUAUUUCAGUCUAAUUGUUUAACCAGUAUUUUGCAGGGUCAAACAUCAAACAUUACAUCAAAUAAUCAACAAAAAAGCCUCAACCCAAGCACCUAUAACCAGAAUUAUGCUAUGUCUAACACCAAACGGCACAGUUCAAACAUAUCAGCUCAACCGUUUCAGUUCAGUCACACAAUUCAUCACUUUAGCUUUAUGUUCCCAAUUGUUUUUAACGGGUUAUAUGGUUUAAGCAACCACAAACCCAACAGUUAUCCCAAAAUUAUACAGUUUGGACAGCCACAGACGUUUUAAUUCCCAAUUAAUUUUCUAUCAAGGUAUACAGGUUUAUCAUUCACACUCUCAUGCAUACGACAACAACCGCACUGUCUAACUUUUAAAGUACCAACAAUAGGUACGUUGCCACGCCCUUACCCCUUUCGUUUAACCUACUCUAUUUAUUAUGUUCCCAUUUACACCCUAUUGGUGCAAAGACAAUAAGUUUAUACUCUCUACUAAUUUGCAGUAUCUCACUUAUGUUCCCAUUUGUACCCUAUUGGUUCAAAGACAAUAAGUUUAUACUCUCUACUAAUUUGCAGUAUCUACCCAUGUUCCCAGUUGUCCCGGCCAAUACCUAAGUACAACGACAAAUGGCGAUUUAUACUGUCUUCUAAGUUUUUAGGAGUGCUGUCGUAUGAUCCCAACUAUAUUCAAACUAUGUUCCCAAUUAUAUCCAUCCCAGACCGAUACAAUGACAAUAGAUUUUUAUAGAAUAUAGUGACAAAUAGCGUACACACUCGAGUGCUGUCCUAUGAUCCUAACUAUAUCCAGACUAUGUUCCCAAUUAUAUCCAGCCCAGACUGAUACAAUGACAAUAUAUUCAUUAGUCUAUGUUCCCAAUUAUAUUCAGCCUAGACUGAUACAAUGACAAUAGCUUUUUAUGGAAUAUAGUGACAAAUAGCGUACACACUUUUAUCCAAUAAUUCCCUAUAUCCCCAGCCCACCCCCGGUGGUACCUAGUCUGGGGAUUUCAGUAUUUUCCCAGAACCUCUCUUCUGUGGAACAAUACUCAAUAUACCAUGGCUUUUAACCCUCACAUUUAUCAAACAUUUUGCAUUUUAUAAUAAGUUAGUAAACUAAAAUUGUAUCAACAUGAUUUCAUAAUAGAGGUCACUUACAUCAAACAGGUGUUUCACAAAAUUAAUUUGGAUAAAGCCAAUAUGCAGAACUUUAGUUAUAUAAACAAUAGGUGUCUGCUUACCUGUGUUUUUAGAAGCCCGGGCACUUUGUGAAACACACGGUUCGACGACAGCGAUGUCCAAUAGGCUGGAUGAAUCCCAGCGAAGUUCCGCUACCAGAUCACAGUCGGAGGUCACCAAUUGUUAGAAAUUGCGUAAUUCAAAUCUGGUAUUGGAAUAAGAAUCAAGAGAUCUUCAAUCCAAGCUAAAUUUAUUAUAUGCAAAAUGUAUGUAUGAUAAGUAUGAAGGUUCGUAUAUACGGGUCCACUGAAAUACCUCGCAGGGCACUCAGAGAACUGAAUCCAUUGUUACUGGUUCUUCCUCAAAUACUCUGACAGAGAGAGAGAGAGAGUUCCCACCUCUCUGCUGACCAAUCAGAGUAGACUGAGCGUGGUUUAGACUUACUCAGCCAAUCCGUUGGCGCACGGGUUGGUCCCAAUCCCUCGGCGCUCCAUUUGUUGCACACUGUUGCCAGGCAUAAGUUUAUCAUAACAACCUGUGGAGUUAGCACUUUUUUUGCAGUACCCAUGUCCUUGGAAGGUUCACAGAUCACAAAGAAGCAGUGUUCAUAUCUGUGUGAAAUACAAGUCUUAUCUAUAAGAAAUACAAGUUUUAUCUCAUCCUAGCCCCUAACGUUCCUCACAUGAAUCACAGCCUGUUAUGUGAAACAAUUUAUAUCAGUAUAGUUCAAACCUAUGCUCCUCAUUAAUGCAUUCCUUCUAAGCUAUUCAUCACUUCAAUCCAAUUAUUAGAAAAUAGAACCUCACAGAUGGAAGAAACACAAACUUGUAGUGUAAUUAUAGAACGCUAGUGGAUUUAUAUUAAGAAGCAAAGUGAAAACAUCAUCGUUGUCAUCAACAUUGUUACUUGUGCUUCAUUGACCAUGCAGACUGAACGCAAGUAUCUCGUGGUCAAGCAACAACAAAUGCACUCCUUGAGUGACAGGGGCCGGGGCUAGGUCUGUGUGGAAAGCGUAAUGGAGAUAGAGCGGAGAGGGAUGACUCAAGUAGCGGUGUAAACUAUAAAAAUGGAUGUUACACACGGUCUUUCACAUUUAACAAACCAAACAUUCAAAUACUGUUAUAGAAGGUAAUGUAAAAACCCAAAUUGGUCCGUGCAUCAAAACGGUAUAUAGUAAAAUACGGUAUACUGCCCAGCCCUAAUGUGGACUUAUCUUGAAGUUGGAUAACUUUUAAGGUCUGAAAACAUCUGACAUGCUUUGAUUUUGAAGUGUAAUGUCCCUUUUAAGUCUAAGGUAGAGACCCCUAGACAUUGUGGCCCUCAAGUACUGGAGGCGGAUACCCCUUCUCUGCAGACUGACUUCAGUGGUCACCAACCCUGGGCCUGGAGCAGGCUUUUGUUCUAGCCCAGCAGUGACCCACCUGAUCCAAAUAAUCAUAAAUUGUUAUUGAAUUGAUUAGGUGUUUUGGUGCUGGACUGAAACAAAAGCCUGCACAUCUUGUAGCUUUUCAGGACUAGGAUUGGUGAUCACUGAACAACAUAAUACAUUCACUAGUAAUGUGUGAGACCUCUCAUUUAGGUUGAGCUCUAAAUGCUUAUGUCAACAACAGCAGGCCGGAGCGUCACGGCAUACCCUUUUGCAAAGCUGCUGUUGCUGACAUAAGCAUGCAUAGAUGUUCAUGUAGUGCAUAUGAAGGUGUUAUGCAUUGCUUAUGAAUGUUCAUAGGAGGCCUCUGAUGAAACUGAUAUUGCAGGCCUAUGUCUGGGAAAAGAAUAACCUUUUAUUCUUUCUGUGUCUCUGAGGGUGUUUGUUUGCGGUCAACUUUGCCGGUCGACUGGUUUCGUUUGCUGAUCUUGUGACGGACAGAAAUGAGAGGCGCCUCUCAUUUGUUGUGUUACAGCCUGAAUUUAAAAUUUAUUAAAUUGAGAUUUUUUGGGUCACUGGCCUAAACACAAUACCCCAUAAUGUCAAAGUGGAAUUAUGUUUUCAGAAAUGGCCAAUUUAAAAAAAAAAAAUGAAAAGCUGAUUGUCUGUAAGGUCCAGCAGUCGAGCAGUGAAUUUCAAACACAGGUUCAACCACAAAGACCAGGGAGGUUUUCCAAUGCCUCGCAAAGAAGGGCACCUAUUGGUAGAUGGGUAAAAAUGAAAAAAGCAUACAUUGAACAUCCCUUUGAGCAUGGUGAAGUUAUUAAUAACACUUUGGAUGGUGUAGCAAUACACCAAUUCACUACAAAGAUACAGGCGUCCUUCCUAACUCGGUUGCCGGAGAGGAAGGAAACUGCUCAGGGAUUUCACCAUGAGGCCAUUGGUGACUUUAAAACAGUUAGUUUAAUGGCUGUGAUAGGAUAACUGAGGAUGUAUCAACAACAUUGUAGUUACUCCACAAUACUAACCUAAUUGACAGAGUGAAAAGAAGGAAGCCUGUACAGAAUAAAAAUAUUCCAAAACAUGCAUCCUGUUUUGCAACAAGGCACUAAAGUAAUACUGUAAAAAAUGUGGCAAAGCAAUGAACUUUUUGUCGUGAAUACAAAGUGUUAUGUUUGGGGCAACACAUUACUCUCCAUAUUUUCAAUCAUAGUGGUGGCUGCAUCAUGUUUUGGUUAUGCUUGUAAUUGUUAAGGACUGGGGAGUUUUUCAGGAUAAAAAAUACAUGAAAUGGAGCUAAGCACAGGCAAAAUCCUAGAGGAAAACAUGGUUCAGUCUGCUUUCCACCAGACACUGGGAGACAAAUUCACCUUUCAGCAGGACAAUAACCUAAAACACAAGGCCAAAUAUACACUGGUAUUGCUUACCAAGAAGACAGUGAAUGUGGCAGAGUUACAGUUUUGACUUAAAUCUACUUGCAAAUCUAUGGCAAGACUAAAAUGGUUGUCUAGCAAUGAUCAACAACCAAUUUGACAGAGCUUGAAGAAUUUUGAAAAGAAUACUGGGCAAAUGUUGCACAAUCCACAUGUGGAAAGCUCUUAGAUUUACCCAGGAAAACACACAGCUGUAAUCGCUGCCAAAGGUGCUUCUACAAAGUAUUGACUCAAGGGUGUGAAUUCUUAUGUAAAUGUUUUCACUUUGCCAUUAUGGGGUGUUGUGUGUAGAUGGGUUAGAAAAAAAACAUAUAUUUAAUCCAUUUUGAAUUCAGGCUGUAACACAACAACAUGUUAAACUGUAAGUCAAGGGGUAUGAAUAUUUUCUGAAAGCACUAUAUUUCCUAUGAUUUUCACGUUUUUUAAAUUAGUUUAGACUUGUGUGAUUCUUAGAUUAGUGCUCAGUUGCGGUUGAAAUUACACCCUGAAGAUGACAAGAGCAGCCCAGAUGUAGUUCCGGGGGGGAACAACAACAAUCUGGGCUGCUCUUGUCAUCUUCAGGGUAUAAUUUCUACCGCUGACUGAGCACUAACAAUCUGCCAUUGUUACAGGCUUCCAUCUGCAGUCGGCCGUUUGAACUUAACAGCUGAACCAGUGUGACGUGUAUUUUUACUAACACAGUUUUCCCCCCUCCCUUUUUCCUGAUCUCCCCACCCAUCCAUAUGUUCAUCACAACAGGGGCCGCUGAUAUACGCCCAGUUGGAUCACUCGGGCACCAAGAACCCCAACUCAUUCCACAAGAUGGAGCCAGUGGUCUACGCUGACAUAAGGAAAAACUAA
Molecule: messenger RNA, 23402 nt
Organism: Coregonus sp. 'balchen'
Lineage: Eukaryota; Metazoa; Chordata; Actinopteri; Salmoniformes; Salmonidae
Source: the annotation of a GenBank genome assembly